This is a messenger RNA of Pediculus humanus corporis (human body louse), 921 nucleotides long. RefSeq names its product Mechanosensory protein, putative. The record is from RefSeq and is a predicted model, not a curated record. Gene Ontology annotation, cellular component: plasma membrane. The transcript has 5 exons. Lineage: Eukaryota; Metazoa; Arthropoda; Insecta; Psocodea; Pediculidae. The coding region runs from base 1 to 921 and encodes 306 amino acids.
AUGAAUGAAGGUAAUAUUGGUGAUACAACAUCGAAUAUACGACAAUUUACAUCUGAAAUAUCUAUACCAAUUGAAAAUACAAGAAUGACACAAGAAAUAAGAUUUUUAAAAAGGCAAAAUCACAUUGUUGAAGCCAACGAAACAGGAAUUGUCGAAUGGAUUGCAAUACUCGGUUCUGUUCUUUUAUUGAUAUUAACAUUUCCCUUUAGCAUCUGUGCUAGUUUCAGAGUUGUACAAGAAUAUGAAAGGGCUGUCAUUUUCAGACUCGGAAGACUCAGAAAAGGUGGUCCAAGGGGUCCAGGUAUAUUUUUCGUUUUGCCUUGUAUUGAUAGCUACAGUAAAGUUGAUCUUCGUACUGUAUCCUUUGAUGUUCCACCACAAGAGGUACUGACUAAAGAUUCUGUUACUGUUACUGUUGAUGCUGUAGUUUAUUACAACAUAAAAGAUCCUCUGAGUGCUGUCGUUCAGGUUUCCAAUUACAGUCACUCCACUCAACUUCUUGCUGCUACAACAUUAAGAAAUGUACUUGGUACAAAAAACUUAUCAGAAAUUUUAUCUGAAAGAGAAACCAUAGCUCAUACGAUGCAAACGUCUCUAGACGAAGCCACAGAUCCUUGGGGUGUAAAGGUUGAAAGAGUUGAAAUUAAAGAUGUACGGUUACCUGUUUUAUUACAAAAAGCAAUGGCAGCAGAAGCUGAGGCAGCAAGAGAAGCUUGUGCUAAAGUUAUAGCUGCAGAAGGUGAAAUGAAAGCUUCAAAAGCUUUAAAAGAAGCUUCUGAUGUAAUAGCUGAAAGUCCAGCAGCUUUACAAUUGAGAUAUUUACAAACUCUCAGCACUGUAUCAGCUGAUAAAAACUCAACGAUUAUAUUUCCUUUACCCAUUGAUAUGAUUUCAUUAUUUAUUUCAGGAAAAAGAUUGUAA